Symbiodinium necroappetens is the source of this 2163-nucleotide messenger RNA. NCBI's taxonomy places the organism in Eukaryota, Dinophyceae, Suessiales, Symbiodiniaceae. The record is from the annotation of a GenBank genome assembly.
GACCCGAGACAGCGCCCACCAAGAACCAAGACCCGAGACCUCAACCAGCCAGGGGGACGCAAGGCCGCCUGCUCGCCCAGACCUUUGCUUGCUGCUCGAGUCGACAUACGAGGAAGCUCCUGGACACAAGCCAGCCGAGAACGAACCCGAGCCACCUGGACACAAGCCAGCCGGGAACGAACCCGAGCGCAAGCCAGACGAGAACGAAGCCGAGCCAGAUGGACACAAGCCAGCCGAGAACAAACCCGAGCCACCGAAGCUUCCAGCCGCACGCGAUGAAGUAUAUGAGCCAUCCGAGAACGAACCCCAGCCACCGAAGCUUCCAGACGAGCCAACAGAAGGUGCCGUUUACAAACGCAUCUAUCGUGUUAUGAAGCCCAGAGCAGACGGCAGCUUUCUCAUCCCGGAGUCAGUACGCAAAGAUUGUGUCAACAAAGAAACACGGCACAACGUCGUACACCUCUUCGAGAAGUGCGCGUGGGACGUAGGAAAAUUCACGAUCAAAUGCCGCAAGCUGGUGGAGGAGAUCGAUGAACUAGAGGUUGAAGAAGAUUACGAAUUCCUCACGGAGGAGGACAUGCAUGAUCUGAACUGGUCAGAGGAACGCAUCAGUGGUGUGAAGCUUCACUGUGCCAAGUUUCCGAACUACGUCAGGACGAGGCUGUACGACAACAAGACGAUGUACUGGUCCAAUUUGAAAGUACGAGGCAAGAAGAAGAAUGUGAAGCGGUCCAUGACCCAGCGCAUGAUUGACUGGGAGGAGGACCCGCCCGAGGAUGGCAAACUCAAGAGCAAUACCGAUGAUUUUGACUUCAAGGGUUUCGAGAUGGCAGACAAGGCCGCAGCGGUGCAAGCCAACCCCCCUGAGCUCCUGGACAAGAAGCUGGCGGGGUUGUCCAUUCAGAAGCGGCUCGCCAAGCUAGAUGGUUUCAAGACAGAGCUAAGCGGGGUUAUUCAAGUUCUCACGCAGCUUCCGAAACCGGUGGAUGCAUCACUCGCUCAGCAGAUGAGCACGAAGAUCGAGGAGCUCAGGAAGCAGCUCGAUGAAUCUGACACCAAGCUGAUAAGUUUGUACAACCAGGGAAUUAUCGAUGGCUAUUCGGGCGAGUGUGUGCAAGCAAUGUUGCUGGAACCUCGGGCAAAGCAGGGCCCCUACUGGGUGGCGCCGAAGGAGGAGAAGCCUGAGCCUCCCAAACGUGGCCGGGAGGGUGAGGGCGAUGGGCAGAAGCCAGCCAAGAAGGCAAUGGAGAAACGAGUGGUCCUGUUCUGCAGCAAUGGGCUGAAGAUUACGGAGAUGGGGCCCUGGCCUGAGGUGCCGGCCACCAGCAUUGCGCGCAACGUGAGAGCAGCGAAACUUGAAGGCACGAAGGCCUCCGGAGUCGAAAGCACAGGUGGUCUUGCAGACAACAAUGCAUCCCGUGAUGUCGAUAGGCUCUUCCGUCGCUUUGGGUUGGCACUCAAAGUUCCUAGAGACACCAUUACUUAUCAUGUUCCCGACACAACCGAAACAAUCGACAUCCCCUGGAUCCGUCCUACUGCCUGGGUAGCUUUCAUGCUCGACAAGUACCCGAUAUUCUUUACGGGGUGCGAGGGGAACUUUGAAGUGCAGCUCCAGAGUUUUUGGACCUGCUACGAGCAGGUCCAUCCAGGACAUGUCGUUUUUCGCGACCGUUCGAGGCUUUCGAGAACCCUUCCCCUUCUCGUUCAUGGGGAUGAAGGCCGAUAUCUCAAAAGGUCCAACUUCAUGAUUUGCACCGUAGAGUCUGUUCUUGGUUCGGAACCCCAGACGCGAAAGAAAUGUUCGUGUUGCCACGACCCCUGUCUUGCACGCUACAGCGACUUCGAUGUAGACAUGGACCCCAGCAUGCUACAGGCAGUUCGUGUCGCUGCCAAGCAACACACGAAUGUGAAGGGUCAUCCGUAUCUCUCCAAGUUUUUAUGCUUCGGGCUAGCCAAGAAGCAGUAUGCUGACCAACCGGGUUUGUUGGACUACGCCUUUCAAGUCCUGGCUGAGGACAUGACUGCACUAUUCCAUGAUGGCGUCAUCGUAGGCAGGAUUUGCAGAGUUAGCCGGCGUGUCUCCGCAAGGAGCGAUCAGGGCCACGUGGGCGUGGUCUCACAGCCAGAAGCCAUGGCAAGCGACGAUAAGCUUGAGGAGUUCUU